This is a messenger RNA of Equus caballus (horse), 3215 nucleotides long. It is a transcript of the gene RBM23, whose product is annotated as RNA binding motif protein 23. NCBI's taxonomy places the organism in Eukaryota, Metazoa, Chordata, Mammalia, Perissodactyla, Equidae. Gene Ontology annotation, molecular function: RNA binding; U1 snRNP binding. Gene Ontology annotation, biological process: mRNA processing; regulation of mRNA splicing, via spliceosome. Gene Ontology annotation, cellular component: nucleus. The record is from RefSeq and is a predicted model, not a curated record.
GAUCUCCCAUACUGGGGAGGGAGCACGUAGGAUCGGUUUUCAGCGCCUAGUGCCACCGCUCAGAGAGAGAUGAGGGAAUUGAGAUUUCUUCCUUGAUCUCCAGUCUCUGGAAGACUCAUGUUCGCUAUGUUGGCCUCUGUGGCCUUUUCCGUUUGAUGUUUUGACCACACGUUCCGUGGCCGUAGAGGUCACCUAGGAGGUUUUAGCAUUGGGACACUGGCCCUCGCAGGAAUGGUGCCAAUUCAUUUCUUAUAGGACCUUUUUAAAAAGCGUAUCCUUGACCUGUUCAGCAACACUGGGAAUGUUUUUAUCUUUCGCAUUGUUCCUGUUCUUAAUUAAGCUGCCUUGGGUUUGGAGAUGUUUGUGUCCAGCUGAGUGACCAGACCCAGGAGAUGGCGCUACCAUCACCCCUGGGACUUGAGCGUUUGGUGAAUUCUGCCUGAACUGGGCUGACUGGUUCUUCACUCUCCUUUGCUCCUUCAGCAGUGGAGCCAAGGGCUGGCUUGGGUCUUGACUCUUCUAUGAUAAGGUCCAGGCACUGCCAUGAUUGUGGGUCCCUAAUGCGGUUCUUGCAGCGGGGAUGGAAGAAGGCUCUCCAGCGUUUUAAUGGAUGGGAUUGAGUAGGAUUUGACCCAUAAGUUAGGGCAUGGAGAGUUUGAAAACUACCAACCUGAAAAUGCGUGGUCUUUGAGCCUGUACUGUUUUUCGGACAUCUAGAAAGACCUGUGGUGGACAGGCUUGAGAGAGAGAAUUGCUAGGUGUGAAAGCCUGGGGGAGGUGAGAAGUCUUACUUUGCCUGCCUAGACAGAAAGGAUUAGAUCUGCUACGAUGGCAUCCGAUGACUUCGAUAUAGUGAUUGAGGCCAUGCUGGAGGCUCCCUAUAAAAAAGAGGAGACCCCACAGGAUGAGCAACAGAAGAAAGAGGUUAAAGAGGACAGUCCUAGCAACACCGCCAACAGCACCAGCAGCACCGGCAACAGUGGCAAUGGUACCAGUGGGAGCAGCGCCAGUGGGGAGGCAAGCAAGAAGAAGAGGAGUCGGAGCCAUAGUAAAAGCAGGGACAGAAAGCGCAGUCGUAGUCGAGACCGGGAUCGGCACAGGCGGAGAAGCAGUCGGAGCCGGAGUCGAGAUCGGCAGCGUCGUCACCGCAGCCGUAGCUGGGAUCGUCGCCAUAGUAGUGAGUCACGAAGUCGGGACCGGCGUCGUGAGGAUCGUGUGCGCUACAGGAGUCCGCCACCUGUCACUGGGCGUAGAUAUGGACAAAGUAAGAGUCCUCAUUUCAGAGAGAAGAGCCCAGUCAGGGAGCCAGUUGAUAAUCUGAGUCCUGAGGAGCGUGACGCCCGCACGGUUUUCUGUAUGCAGUUAGCUGCCCGUAUUCGGCCUCGAGACCUGGAAGACUUUUUCUCUGCUGUUGGCAAGGUUCGUGAUGUACGUAUCAUCUCAGAUCGCAACUCACGUCGUUCUAAGGGCAUCGCCUAUGUGGAGUUCUGUGAAAUCCAGUCUGUGCCACUGGCCAUUGGGCUGACCGGGCAGCGGCUGCUGGGGGUGCCUAUCAUUGUACAGGCCUCACAGGCUGAGAAAAACCGACUAGCAGCUAUGGCCAACAACCUGCAGAAGGGCAGUGGUGGGCCCAUGCGCCUCUAUGUGGGCUCCCUGCACUUUAAUAUCACCGAGGACAUGCUCCGGGGCAUCUUUGAGCCUUUUGGCAAAAUUGAUAAUAUUGUCCUGAUGAAGGACUCAGAUACAGGGCGCUCUAAAGGUUAUGGUUUCAUUACGUUCUCUGACUCCGAGUGUGCCCGGCGGGCCCUGGAACAGUUGAAUGGCUUUGAGCUUGCCGGUCGACCUAUGAGAGUUGGCCAUGUGACUGAACGACUGGAUGGUAGCACAGACAUCACUUUUCCUGAUGGAGACCAAGAGCUGGAUCUGGGAUCAGCAGGUAGCCGUUUGCAGCUCAUGGCCAAAUUGGCAGAAGGGUCUGGAAUCCAGCUGCCAACUACAGCUGCUGCCGCUGCCGCUGCUGCCCAAGCUGCUGCCUUGCAACUGAAUGGAGCAGUUCCCUUGGGGGCCCUGAACCCAACAGCUCUGACUGCUCUGAGUCCGGCUCUGAACCUUGCCUCCCAAGCAAUUGCCUCCCAGUGCUUCCAGCUUUCCAGCCUCUUUACCUCCCAGACCAUGUAAACCGGUGGUGCAGUACAUUGCCUCCCUGUGCCUCUGGGUCCUGCCGCUCCCUCCUCCACAUCUACCCUUCCAUGGCCUCUUCUCUGUUUUGUGGACCAAGCCAUCCUGAGAGCAUGGGCAUUGACUCUGGGGAAAUUGGGGCCACCCUUAGACACCAAGAAGAACUCCUGCCCAUGGCCCUACUGGGAAUGGACUCUGCUGAGCAAAGCUGCUAGUCAAAGAGAACAGAAUCUACGCCUACGUUGAACACCUGUUUCUCCAUGUAUGUCGUCUCCCAGGAUGAUCUUCAUUGCCUUUUCCAACCACUUCUUAGUGAUUCCUCGAUUCCUCCUCUGUUGGGAAGGCCAUAGGGCAUUAACUAAAGGAACUAACCUCUCUCCUUUUCCUCUACCUUUAUCUUACAAUUUGUCAAAACCCUUAAGAACUCUGAUCCACGAGGACCAAGGGGGGUGAACUUUGAGGGUCCUGGCUUGCUGCUGCAAGGGUGCUGGAAGAGAGCAUUGUGAAGUCUGCCUUAGACCUCUGCUUGGCCAGAACUACUACUGUGGGCUCAGCAUCUUGCUGGGAAAUGUGGGGAUGAUCUAUCCUGCCAGCCGUUUUGGAUGUCUUAGGGGCAUUCAAGAGUUUAGUGAAAGGUGGGGUACCUGUCCAGUAUCCUCCAUCUUCCUUUGUAUACUUGUCCUUCCUUUGGCCCAUGGUGGGAGGAUGGCGGGGAGGCUGCUGCUCUCCACUACUUCCCAUGUGCCUCUAUCGUGGGCUCCACCUCAGCUGUUAAAUCCUCUCCUGGCCCCAACCUGGGCACAUGUGAGCCCUUCUCACUGGAUUUUAUACCCUUGUGUCUGUGUACAUAAAUAUAUAUAUAUAUAUAUAUAUAUAUAUAUAUAAACUUUGUACAAAAGGCAGAGCCCGCUGUUUGGGUUGCUGCUGUCCUGUGUGUGUGGUCUCAGUCAGUGGGGUGUGUCUGUCUGAUGUUAACGUCUCAUGAGCCCAAACCAUGAAUGGUUCUAGGGAUAUAAAGCAUUUGUAAUGCCACUGUU